AUGUCUAAAGCCAGCGAGAAAGAACAAUGUGCGGCGUUCCGGUAUGUAAUCGGACAAGACGGGCGAGACAUUUAUAACACAAUGAAGUUUACAGAGGCUCAAACGGACAAAAUCGACGUGUUAUUCGCGAAGUUUGACGAGUAUUGUGAACCCAGAAGAAACACGAUUAUGGAAAGAUACAAGUUUAAUACGCGAGUGCAAAGAGACGACGAAACAGCCGAUCAGUACGUAACUGAACUUAAAUUGCUCGCUAAGAAUUGCAACUUCGGAUCUCUUGAGGACGAGUUGAUUAGGGACCGCGUUGUUUACGGAAUAAAAUCGGAGCGUGUGAGAGAACGGUUAUUACGAGAACGAGAGUUAACGUUAGAUAAAGCGUUAGAAGUAUCUCAAAUAAACGAACAGUCUGAGGAACAACUAAAAGUACUAAACGACGUUCAGAGCGUCAAGGCCAUAGGAAAACAUAACAAAUCAGGAAAUUAUCGUAGCAAAUUAGAUGCAAAUCGAAGGCGUGAUUUCAAGCAUAACGGCGGCAACAAACAAGAACAAGUAUCGUGUUGCGGAAAGUGCGGAAAGUCUCAUCCUGCGAAACAAUGCCCAGCUUUUGGCAAGAAAUGUUUUAAGUGUGACAAAAAGAAUCAUUUCGCUAAAUUCUGCAAGUCAAAGAAAAUACAUGCAGUAGACAAAGCGAGUACAGAUGACGAACCGUUGUUUAUUGGAGCGGUUAAUUCAAUUCAUAAUGAAGAGAAUGUUUUCAAAACUUUAUUAAUCGAGGGAAAUGAGAUCAAGUUCAAGAUUGACACGGGAUCACAAGCCAAUAUAAUACCCCUACCUACAUUCGAGAAGAUGAAGCUGAAACAAACCCGGUUAGAAAGACCAACAGCAAAGUUAACAAGUUACACUGGCGAUUAUCUACCGGUCGUCGGAGAAUGCAAUCUGAAAUGUAACAACAAGACAUUGAAAUUUUUCGUGGUGAAAACUGGACAAGUUCCCAUCAUUGGUUUGAAAGCUUCUCAAGAACUGAAUCUGAUCAAAAUCAUCAUGAAUGUGAACAAUGUGAUUGGUCAAUCAGCAGAAACCAUUCAUGAGAAAUUUCCUAAAGUAUUUCAAGGUUUGGGAUGCCUAAAGAAUCCAUACCACAUCGAAGUCGACCCUACGAUUAUACCUGUCGUCAGUCCUUUAAGAAGUACACCAGUUGCGCUCAGAGAGAGGCUGAGGUCUUCGCUAGACGAUAUGGAAGAAAAGGGAGUCGUGGAGAAAGUCGAUGGUCCAACCGAGUGGGUGAAUUCGACAGUGAUUAUAGAGAAGCCAAACAGUGACAAACUACGAAUUUGUCUUGAUCCAAGACCACUCAAUGAAGCUAUCAAGCGAGAACACUUCAAGAUGCCAACAAUAGAGGAAAUCACGACGCGUGUGGCCGGAGCCAGAGUAUUCUCCAAACUGGACGCAAAUCAUGGCUAUUGGCAAAUACCACUAGAUGAAGAGAGCCGAUUGCUGACCACAUUCAACACACCAUUUGGCCGUUACUGUUAUAAAAGGAUGCCAUUUGGAAUCAAGUCUGCGCAAGAAGUAUUCCAGAAACGAAUGUGUCAAUCCUUUGGAGAUCUCGAGGGCGUGGAAACAGAUGUGGAUGAUAUUUUGGUUUGGGGAGCCACAGUCGAAGAGCACGACGAACGUCUGAUGAAUACCCUACAACGAUGUGAAGAGAUCAACCUCACUCUCAACAAAGAGAAAUGCGAGUUUCGAGUGAAAGAAGUCACUUAUAUCGGUCACAAGUUAACCCGAGAAGGUGUGAAACCGGAUGAGCAGAAGGUUAAAGCCAUUAAGCAGAUGCCCCCUCCCGAAGAUAAGAAAGGAGCUGAACGAUUGCUUGGUACAGUGAACUAUCUAGCAAAGUUUAUACCUAACAUGUCCACGAUAAUGCAGCCGAUUAGAGAGGUUAUGAAAAGUGGCGUGGAGUUUCAAUGGGGAGGUGCACAGGAGAAAGCGUUCCAAGAAGUAAAAGAAAUACUAACAAAGGCGCCAGUUCUUGCAUACUAUGAUGUGAAGAAACCUGUGACGGUGACGUGUGAUGCUUCAAAGAGCGGUUUGGGAGCAGCGUUACUUCAAGAUGACAAACCAGUCGCGUUUGCUUCGAGAGCCCUGACAGAUGCGGAAACUCGGUAUGCGCAGAUCGAAAAAGAACUAUUGGCAGUUGUUUUUGCGUUCGAGAAGUUCAACCAGUACACAUAUGCCAGAGCUGUAGAAGUUGAAACUGAUCAUAAACCGCUGGUCUCAAUUGUGAAGAAGUCGUUAACGUCAGCGCCACCUCGUCUGCAGAGAAUGCUAUUACGGUUGCAACGGUACGACUUUACAUUGAAAUACAGACCUGGGAAAGAAAUGAUCAUCGCGGAUACACUUUCUCGAGCUUACCUUACCGAUGAUGAUGUGGACAGUAGCAAGAUGAACGAAGAGUUAGAAUGUUACGUGCACACGGUAACCAGCAGAAUGCCAGUAUCCGAAGAACGACUGGAACAAAUCAAGAAAGAAACAGCGAUUGACCAGACCAUGAAGACCCUGUUCUCAACAAUCCGAAGGGGAUGGCCAGAGACAAGAAAACAAACACCUUGCGAAAUCCAGGACUACUGGAAUUAUCGUGACGCGCUUUCAGAAGUAGAUGGAAUCUUGUUGAAGCAAGACAAGAUUAUCAUACCCCUCAGUAUGAGAGGAAAGAUGCUAGAAAGAAUACACGAGAGUCACAUGGGCAUAGAGAAAUCCAAACGACGAGCAAGGGACAUUAUGUUUUGGCCAAGAAUGAAUGAGCAAAUUGAAGCUGUUGUAUCCAAAUGCCAAACCUGCCAAGAAUACCAGAUGUCGAAUCCCAAAGAACCCAUGGUGCAAGGAACAAUACCAUCGAGACCCUGGGAAAUGGUCGCAACUGAUUUGUUUCAGUGGGAACAGAACAACUAUCUGGUUGUGGCAGAUUAUUAUUCGCGUUAUAUUGAAGUAGUCAAGUUGGAAAACACCACCAGCAGAACUGUUGUGAAUCAUAUGAAGUCCAUAUUUGCAAGACAUGGAAUUCCAUCAGUCGUAAGAAGUGACAAUGGUCCUCAGUACACUGCCACGGAGUACAAGCAGUUCGCGCAAAAGUGGAAUUUCGAGCACCAGACUUCAAGUCCAUAUUAUCCGAAAUCAAACGGUUUGGCUGAGAAAGCAGUUCAAAUCGUGAAACUUUAUCUAUCGAAAGCAAAACAAGAUGGAAAAGAUCCGUACCUAAGUUUGUUGGAGUAUUGCAACACACCCAUUGGUAACGUGGCUUCACCAGCACAAAUCUUGAUGAGCGGACGUUUGCGUUCGCACUUACCAACUACCCCAAAUCAACUUCAGCCAAAAGUUGUUGAUCCUGAGAGAAUGAAAGAAAAGUUCGAAGAAAAACAAAGAAAGCAAAAACGAUAUUAUGACAGAGGGUCCACAGAGCUUCCCGCAAUGCAAGAAGGAGAAACAGUACGAGUCCAAGUACAGAAUAAGUGGAAACCAGCAGUGAUCAAAGAGAAACUAGAAACACCUAGAUCGUACAUCAUUCAAACACCCAAUGGUCAACGAUUUAGAAGAAACAGAAAUCAUAUCAUAAAGCAGAAGUAUGGUGUUCAGAUAUCAAGACAGUGGGAACCAAUUGAAGAUUUCCAGCCUGAUAGUGCCAGAAAAGUUUGUGAGGAACAAGUCUCAGAGCCAAGUACUGGACAAUAUUAUAAAACUAGAAGCGGACGAUUGAGUAAGCCACCUGAGAGAUUUCAAGCAUGUUAA
Molecule: messenger RNA, 3780 nt
Organism: Paramuricea clavata
Lineage: Eukaryota; Metazoa; Cnidaria; Anthozoa; Malacalcyonacea; Plexauridae
Source: the annotation of a GenBank genome assembly